AUGGCGGUGUGCCCACACGUUUCCAGUAUUAAAAUACCUUCAGCUACUACUUUAGUCUACAAGGAAGAAUGCACCCUUUGUUUUGAUUCACAGAAUUUGGCUCCCGGAAUCGAGGUGUGUUUGACUUGUUUCAACGCCGGUUGUAAUAGUCCAGAACGACAACAUGCUCGAACUCAUUAUGGACAAACAAACCACCCAUUAGUCUUAAUUAUUCUUCGUUUAAUCAAAGAUAAACCUAAAAGAGUUGACGAAAAUGAAGAACCACCUCAAAAGAUUAGCAAACUUGCAAUUGUUCCUGAAGAUGAGGAAAAAAAAUAUGAAUACGUCACUUACGUAAAAUGUUAUUCUUGUGGUGGGAUUGAGGUGGAAAAGACAAUUGGAGAACUACCUUUGGUGAUCGAUGCAGUGAUGAAUUCAGUUUCAGCAGCUAGGAAAUCAGAAAUUAAAGCAUGGGAAGAAGAAAUUACAGAAUGUGAACACGCGCGAAACUUGAUACAAGAUUCUCCAAAGGAAUUAGAAUCAAAGGCUUUAGCGCAUUGUAAUAAUUGUGAAUUAAAAGAAAAUCUUUGGAUAUGCCUGGUUUGUGGAAAUCUCGGUUGUGGACGUCAACAAUUUGGUGGAGUUGGUGGAAAUGGACAUGGCUUGGCUCAUUUCGAAAACACUAGUCAUCCAAUAAGUUGUAAAUUGGGUACUAUUACUCCCGAGGGAUCAGCAGAUAUAUAUUGUUACCUAUGCAACGAUUCGAAAUUGGAUCCUUUCUUGGAAAAUCACUUGUCUAACUUUGGAAUUAACGUUAAAUCACAGCAAAAGACGGAGAAAAAUAUGACAGAACUUCAAAUUGAAGAAAACCUCAAGUAUGAUUUCAGUAUGGUUACUGAGGAUGGUAAAGAAUUGGAACCUCUAUUUGGACCAGGUUAUACUGGUAUUAAAAAUUUGGGUAACAGUUGUUAUAUGGGAUCUGUUUUGCAAUCCGUGUUUUCUCUUGAUUCCUUUCAAAAGAGAUAUUAUCCUACUUCUUUGGAACACCAAAUUAGUUGUUUGGAUCCAGCAAAUUGUAUUCAAUGUCAAUUAUAUAAGAUUGCUGAUGGGUUAUUAAGUGGUCGUUAUUCACAACCUAUUCAACCAGUUGAUGAAGAGAAAACCAAUCGUGGUCAAGAAGGAAUAGCUCCUAACAUGUUUAAAGCACUUAUUGGAAAAGAUCAUUCUGAAUUUUCCACAAUGCGACAACAGGAUGCUUUUGAAUUUCUUCAACAUCUUAUUACCACAAUUGAACGUAAAGAACAUAAUAAUCCGGAAAAAGAUCCUACCAGGGCAUUUAAAUUUACCGCUAAACAACGUCUUCAAUGUUUGGAAUGCAAAAGGGUGCGAUAUCAAACCACCACCGAAUCACACAUUUCAAUUCCUGUACCUACAAAAACCAUCCAAACCGAUAGUGGUGAAGAAAUAUAUGAGCCAGUUACUUUUGAACAAUGCUUAGAAUCAUUUGCAGGCGACGCAAUAAUUGAAUAUUCAUGCCCAGCUUGCAAACGAAAGACAAAUGCAGCGACAAACACAAGGUUUGUGACAUUUCCUGAAGUCCUUGUUGUUCAUACACGAAGAUUUGAUUUUGAAAAUUGGGUUUCACGCAAAAUAAGUGUUCCCAUUAUUUUUAGUCAAGAUCUUAUUAAUCUUGAUAAAUAUAUUGCUCCUGAACAACCAGAAAAUGAAGAAUUACUUCCCGAUGAACCAUCAUCAUCUGGUGAAUCAAUAUCAGUUGAUGAAAUGGACUUGAAUCAAUUACUUUUGAUGGGAUUUCCGGAAAAUAGAUGUAAGAAAGCAUUGAUUACUACUGGUAAUAUCGGAUCCGAAGUUGCGAUGAAUUGGUUAUUUGAACAUAUGGAUGAUCCUGACAUUGAUUCUCCAAUUGUUACUGGGGGAUCUACUUCAACUAAUCAGCAAGUACCAUCAGAAAGUGACAUUGUUCAGCUUACUGAAAUGGGAUUUCAAGUAGCUCAAGUCAAGAAGGCUUUGGCUGAAACUAACAAUAAUGUGGAGCGAGCGGUAGAAUGGUUGUUUAGUCAUCCAGAAGAUUUUACAGAAAGUUUCUCAGAACAAGAGAAUAUUAAUAAUACAUUUGGAGAUUCUUCGUUUCCUGCCAAUUAUCAACUUCAGAGUAUUAUAUCUCACAAAGGGACAUCUGUUCAUUGUGGCCAUUACGUUGCUCAUGUGUUUAAGGAUCAAAAAUGGGUUUUAUUUAAUGAUGAUAAAGUUGUGAAUUCACAGCCACCUCUUGAAGAAGCUUACGUUUACAUUUUGAAAAGGAUACCUGCUUAA
Messenger RNA from Diversispora eburnea, 2313 nucleotides. Lineage: Eukaryota; Fungi; Glomeromycota; Glomeromycetes; Diversisporales; Diversisporaceae. The record is from the annotation of a GenBank genome assembly.